This is a messenger RNA of Cuscuta campestris, 1767 nucleotides long. NCBI's taxonomy places the organism in Eukaryota, Viridiplantae, Streptophyta, Magnoliopsida, Solanales, Convolvulaceae. The record is from the annotation of a GenBank genome assembly.
GACAUAUAUAUCCCACUAAAUCCUCCAUUUCCAUGUCAUAAACCUUCUAAUCACUUCAUGUUUAUAAAUCUAAUUACCAUCGGCUUGCCCGGAUUUACGUACCAAACCAAGUAACAAAAAUAAAGAAAGAAACAAUUGCAUCCCCCGAAUGGCGGAGACGCGGAUUCUUAUUGUGUUCGUUCUUGUUUUCAUGGUGGCAGCAGUUGGCUGUGCUGCUGAGAAGUUGCACGAUAGGGGAGAUGAGUUCAAGGAAUGGUGGGAGAUUGAAGAUGAUGAUGAUGGAGUGGAGCUCUUAGACCUCCCAUCACUCACAAAUGGUCGCGGGAACAAAAUUCUUGUCAAUGUGGAUAGCUUUGGUGCAGUUGGUGAUGGCGUUUCUGAUGAUACCAAGGCCUUUGCAGAUGCAUGGACGCAGGCGUGUUCUGCAGAAAGAUCAGUCCUCUUGGUUCCCUCAAAGCGCAGUUACCUUGUCAGUGCCACACGAUUCAAAGGUCCUUGUGCAAGGAACUUGAUAGUCCAGAUUGAAGGAACAAUUGUGGCGCCGGAUGAACCAGAUAAUUGGGAUCCGAAAAACCCGCGAGUUUGGCUUGUUUUCUCCAACCUCACAUCCGUCUCAUUCCAAGGAGGAGGAGUUCUCGAUGGCUCUGGGAAAAACUGGUGGGAUGCCUCCUGCAAAAAGAACAAAUCCAAUCCUUGCAAAGGAGCACCAACUGCUUUGAGUAUAGAUCAAAGUUCUCGCAUAAAGGUAAAGGGUCUUACAAUCCAGAACAGCCAACAGAUGCACUUCACCGUAUCUCGAUCAGAAUCUGUGGUUGUCACCGGUGUAAAAAUUUCUUCCCCGGAAGAUAGUCCGAAUACCGAUGGAAUUCAUAUAACUGAAUCGAAAAAUAUUGUCCUCCAGAGCUGCAAAAUAGGAACAGGUGAUGAUUGCAUCUCAAUUGUCAAUGCCAGCUCAAAUAUCAUGAUGAAGAAAAUCUAUUGUGGACCUGGCCAUGGAAUCAGCAUUGGAAGCCUUGGGAAGGAUAAUUCUGUUGGAAUAGUGACAAAGGUGGCAUUGGAUACUGCAUUCCUUCGAGAAACUACCAAUGGCCUUCGAAUUAAGACCUGGCAGGGAGGGUCUGGUUAUGUCCACACAAUACGUUUCCAAAACGUGAUGAUGGAUGAUGUUUCCAACCCCAUCAUCAUUGACCAGUUUUAUUGCGAUUCUCCUACAACAUGCCAAAACCAGACAUCUGCAGUGGAAAUAAGUAGAAUUGUUUACCAGAACAUCAGUGGAAUUUCAAAGAGUAAAAAUGCAAUGAGAUUUGCAUGUAGCGACAGUGUACCUUGUAGUAACAUUGUGUUAAACAACAUUAACCUGGAGACCAAAGAUGGCACUGCUGAGGUCUACUGCAACUCUUUCACAGGAAUUGGCUAUGGAUAUGUACAUCCUUCCGCUGAAUGCAUCAACUUGGGUGUGAAGAGAAUUAAGCAGGUAACAGAAGCUGAGCUGGCUGAAAAGAACAAAACAAAUAACCUUAUCCAUACUGAGUUAUAGCUUCCGAGAAGAUAUUGUCUGGACUAAACAUCUUGUAAACAUAUGACUAUUUCUUCUUUAGUUUAGCAUUGUUUAUUUGAAUAGCCUUGGAUUUUGGGGUUCUAAAAUUAUUUGCAUAUUUUGUUCCUUUACAAAUUUCAGUUUUUGUUGUUGUUCAUACAAUGUGGUCUUGUGGUGUGGAUGAAUUUCAAAUUUUGACUCAUGUAUGCUGUGACUAAGCAUGUGGGAUU